Aspergillus wentii DTO 134E9 is the source of this 1252-nucleotide messenger RNA. RefSeq lists its product as uncharacterized. Bases 19 to 1062 code for a protein of 347 amino acids. The record is from RefSeq and is a predicted model, not a curated record. Lineage: Eukaryota; Fungi; Ascomycota; Eurotiomycetes; Eurotiales; Aspergillaceae. The transcript is spliced from 2 exons.
GCCAUGUUGAUCUCUCAUAUGGUGACUACGACUGAUCCGGCAUUACUGGCGAUGCUGGCAUCGGAUUCUUCAGAUUCUCCUUCAAGUGACACUUUUGAUUCUUCAUCAUCUUCAUCUUCAUCAACGGUAGAAGCACAAGCAGCAGAAACAAAAGCAGCCCCAGCAAAAGCACCAUCAGCGACAUCAGCAUCCUCAACAUCAUCCACAGCAACAACAUCAGAACCCUCCACCAAAACAACAGACUCCACAGUAAUCCCACUCACGACCAUCUUCACUCCCCCAGCAUCAUGUUCCACCCGCUUCACAUACGAGCCCCCAGCCUACAACACGUUCCAAAACGGCGUGUUGCUCCAAAAUGCCGUCGCAGUCGACUCGGCCUGUUUCCCACCUGGAUUCACCAAUCUGGGCAGAUUCCAAGGAUCACAGACUUUUAGCCCUGGAUACUGUCCGAUGGGAUAUACUUCGGCCAAUAUCAAUAUCAACGGGCCCCAGACUACUGCUAUCUGCUGUCUUCCAAACUUCUCCUACUCUUCCUCCUCCAUGUGGGCCGGAUGCAUCAGCAGCCUUCCCUCGUCCAGCACGACAAUCGUCUCUGUCCGCCACACGGGAUUAAACGAAGGCACCCAAGUCACCGGCCCCAUGAGCAUGAUAGCCCAGCCCAUCACGGUCCAACUCCAAGCCACAGACUCAAGUCUAUACGCCUCAGUCAUCGGCACUGCGUCUCCUCUCCCCUCUUCAAAAGCUCCCAGUUUCACCUCCGCCGCUCCUUCAUCCACCCCGUCAACUGGGCUAUCGACAGGUGCCAAAGCCGGGAUCGGAGCUGGUGUGGGCGUGGCUGGUGUUGCCUUCUUAUCGCUGAUCGCAUUGUGGUUCUUCCAUCGACAAAGAGCUCAGCGCAAGAUUCGGCUUCAGAGUGAGCAGCGGAAGGAUAGUUCGACUCGUGCGGUGGAGUUGGGGGGAUCGGAUGUUGCUCAGGAAUCGCCUGUUGAGUCUGAGCAUAAGCCCAAGGUUGUGCCUAUACAUGAAUUGAAAGAUACGCAUAUUCAUGAGCUGGCUGGUUAAUUGUGGUACCUUUUGUGUUUUAUCUAUUCUAUUCUUGUCACUUUUUUGUCUAUAUAGUAAUUUAGUAGGUAAGAUAGAUUGUUUACUUAUGGGAUAUAGUACUGCAGAUGAUUCUAUUAUUUCAUUUCCAGCAGAUCUGACCGGCCUUUUAAGAUCUUGAAUAUCUUUACAGCCAAUGACAAUAUUCCAG